CGAGGCCGCGGGGACAGCGAGGGGACAGCGAGGGGACAGCGAGGGGACAGCGGCGGGAAUCCCGGCUCGUCCCAACGGGAACAUUCCCGGCUCUUCCGCCAUCCCGGAGCCGCUGGACACCCGGGAAGCGCUUCCAGAGGGUGGAAAACUGCAAACUCCUGGGGAUAAUUACGCGGGAAACGCAAUUCCCGGAUCGAACGGACGGGAAUUUUCCGUGCCUUCAUCCCGCCGGGAAUUCCGGCCGGGCCGAGGAAACCAAAAAACAAGCGGAGAUGCUUCCCAAACUUCCAUCCCGAUCUCCGGAUGCCGGGCAAACGCCCAGGGUAGAGGGAUAAAGCCCCGCCGGGAGGUGCGGGUGAUGCCGCUGGCGUUGCCGUCGCUCGUUCCCGAGGUUUUCCGUGGGAAUCGCGGAGCAUGGCGGAGCACCCGGAGCUGCUGGCGGAGAUGCCGGCGGUUUCCCGGCUCAGCACUCCAGAAAGGCUCCGGCACGCGCAGAAACGCCGCGCCCAGCAGCUGAAGAAAUGGGCGCAGGCGGAGAAGGAAAUCCCGGGAAUUUUCGAGCGGAAAAGGAGGAGGAGGAAGAGCGGGAGCCACGGGAAGCGCGUGACGUUCCCGGCCAGCGUCCGGCUCCUGGAAGCGGCCGCCCGGCACGACGCCGAGGAAGUCCGGCAGUUCCUGGAGAGCGGCGUCAGCCCCGACCUGAGCAACGAGGACGGGCUCACGGCGCUGCACCAGUGCUGCAUCGACGACUCCAUCCCGCUGGUCCGGCUGCUCCUGGAUUCCGGCGCCGACGUCAACGCUCGGGACUCGGAGCUCUGGAGCCCCCUCCACGCCGCCGCCACCUGCGGCCACCUGGGCCUGGUCCGGCUGCUCAUCCAACGCGGCGCCGAUCUCCUGGCGGUGAAUUCCGACGGGAACAUGCCCUACGACCUGUGCGAGGACGAGGCCACCUUGGAUUGCCUGGAGAGCGCCAUGGCCGAGCGAGGGAUCACCCAGGAGCGCAUCGAGGACGCCCGGGCGGCCCCGGAGCGCUCCAUGAUCCGGGAGAUCCGGGAGAUGAUCCGGGCGGGAGAGGACUUGGACGCGCCGAGGGGACACGGAGCCACCUUGCUCCACGUGGCCGCCGCCAACGGAUUCCUGGAAGCGGCCGAGCUGCUGCUGGAGCACCGCGCCCGCCUCGAUCGCCGGGACGAGGACGGCUGGCAGCCCCUGCACGCCGCCGCCUGUUGGGGUCAGGUGCAGCUGGCGGAGCUGCUGGUGGCUCACGGUGCCGAGCUGGGCGCCAAAUCCCUGCUGGAUGAGACGCCGCUGGAGGUCUGCGGGGACGAGGAGGUGCGCGCCAAGCUGCUGGAGCUGAAGCACAAGCGCGCGGCCGUGCUGAAAUCCCAGGAGAAGCAGAAAUCCCUGCUCCAGAGGCGAACGUCCAGCGCCGGCAGCCGCGGGAAGGUGGUGCGGAGGGUCAGCGUGUCCGAGCGCUCCAGCCUGUACCGGCGCGAGCAGCGGCGCGAGGCCAUCGUGUGGCAGCGCGGGGGACAAAGGGACAGCGAGGACGAGGACAGGGGGACACCCGAGGGGGCCGCGCCGGAGCCCCCCCGGCAGCAGCGCGGCGGCGGCGGGGACCCCUCCCCCGUCCCCUCGGAGCCCCCUCCCCACCCCAACGGCUCCGCGCUGUCCCCGCUGUCCCCUCGCUGUCCCCCGGCCGGUGACAAAAGCCACCCCCACACCUUGGCCGACCUCAAACGCCACCGAGCCGCCACCAAAACCCAACGGAGCCGCCCCGAAAACGACCCCAAAAACGCCCCUCAAUCCCUGAAAUCCCCCCAAAACCCUCUCGGCGACAUCGGGGACGCCCUCGGCGACAUCGGGGACAGCCCUGGGGACAUCGGGGACACCCCCGGGGACACCCCCGGGGACACCCCCGGGGACAUCGCGGAGCCGCCGCUGCUGCGCCUGACGGCCCCGAGCGAGGAGGGCGCCGUGGAGAAGCAGCGCUGCUGUCACCUGAUGUGACAACUUUUUGGGGUGGCUUUUAGGGGUUUUGGGGUUCCUUUGUGGGGUUUUUGGGGUCUCCCCCAAAUCCUCGAGGAUCCCCACCCCCCCCCCAGGUUGUCGUUGUCACCUUUUUGGGUCCUUUUUUUUGGGUCUUUUUUGGCCCCAAAAAUCAAAGCGGGGUUUUGCAGCGAA
Messenger RNA from Corvus hawaiiensis (hawaiian crow), 2184 nucleotides. RefSeq names its product protein phosphatase 1 regulatory subunit 16A (gene PPP1R16A). Bases 415 to 2010 code for a protein of 531 amino acids. The transcript is spliced from 11 exons. The record is from RefSeq and is a predicted model, not a curated record. Gene Ontology annotation, molecular function: phosphatase regulator activity; enzyme inhibitor activity; protein binding. NCBI's taxonomy places the organism in Eukaryota, Metazoa, Chordata, Aves, Passeriformes, Corvidae. Gene Ontology annotation, cellular component: cytoplasm.